GGGAGAUAAUCUAUGGGAGGAUGACGAGAAAAGGAUAAACAUGAUUCCGUGGUAUAUCCUGAAGUAUUAUGUUAAGAAACACACCAAGUUCUGUGUGGGGACUGCUUCUUUGUUGUUUCUUACGUUACUAUUUUAUAGAUAUUUCCAGUUGUUUUUAAUGCUAUGGUCGUUCCUCCUAGGUAUAUUGUUAUCAUACUACAGCUUGAGCUCAUCUUCGUUAUUACCAAAUCUGUUAUUUACUUACACACGGAAGAAGAAGACUGGUAACUUAACAGAUGAUGAGUUAACAUUGAUGAAGACAGUAUGUACUGUAUGUGGACAGAGAAAAUGUCCUAGGCAUAGACCAGAAUUGAAUAUUUUGGCAUUCCAGCCAUGGACCAAUUUACAACUGACAGGAAAAACUAAUGAUGCAGUAGAGGAAUUUUUAAACAUUGUAUUAAAGGAGCAUCUAUACACAUGGUACAAAGAUUUAAGCAAAGAUGAAGAAUUUGUAGAUGAUUUGAAGUCAAGUCUCAGAUUUCUUGCAUCUGUUGUACUCAGAAGAGCUAAAAAGGUUGAUAUUGCAAAGAUGGUUAGUGAAAAACUAAUAAGAGCUGGACUCUUACAUUUACAUGUGUAUUUAAAGGCUAAAAGAACAGCACCUUCAGGUUCUGAUCUACAGCUAGAGAGUUUAAAGAUGUUAGGAACUAAUCUACACUGUGCUAUGCUCAGUAGGAAGGCAGAGUUAGAAUAUCUCAGGCGUAUGAUUCAAUCAUUAUUUCCAUAUAUCCUUAAACCGCAAGGUCUACAUUCCAAAUGUACAUGUUCAUUGGUCAGAGAGCUGUUGACUAAUAGUAUUUUACUUCCUGCUUUGGAUGCAAUGGCCAAUCCUGACAUGGUUAAUAAUUUACUGUUGAUAUUUCUUGAUAAUACUCCGCCACCUGAAGCCACAGAGCCACCAGCUCCUUUUGUACCUUUUCUAGGAACAUUUGCACAGCCACUGGCUAAAAAUAAUUCUUGUUUAAGAUUGGAAUUGAGUGAAGUUAUGAAGCCAGAAAAUUUAUAUUCCUUCAUGCAGUUCCUAAAGUCAGAGGCAGCCAUUAAUGUGUUACAGUUUUGUUUACAAUGUGAUGACUUUAACAAGAAGAUUUUAAACCCUGACCUUUCCCAAGGUGACCUUGUAGAGCUACACAACAUGGCUAAAGAGUUAUACAGAAGCUAUUGCUCACCAUCAGCUCUGGAUAGAAUUAAAUUUGAUGAAGAUAUUGUGAAUGAACUCAGAGAUGUUGUAGAAGGACCAUCAGACCAAGUGAUUAGACUUAGAACAUCAACACCUCUCUUCAAGGCCUAUGAACAUACCUAUGAUUUAUUAGAGAACACAUUCCUACCUCUGUACCACCAAAGUGAUGAUUACUAUAAGAUGAUCUGUGGAACAGUAGUGCCAUCACAAACAAGUAGAUCUACUACAAAACCAAAGAAGAAAGAAUCUGGACUUUCAAACAUUGGGACCAAGAUAAAAGGAGUAUUUAAUAAAACGGGUGACAUGAGACCUUUACCAGAGGCAGACAACUUUGAUGAUGCGGAUACAAUCACUAUAGCAUCGUGUAGUUCUUUAGACGAUGAGAUACCAGAGUGUAUGGCUGUUGAUGGAACAUUCCAGGAAUUCCACCCCCCUGAUCUCAGUACAUGGAGGGUGUCCAUUCCUAGACUAGGGGCCAGACCUGACCCUGACAAUCCUAGAAAACAAUACUUUGUCUUCAUCAUUGAUAUUAGACGAGUAGAUGAUGUAUCUAAAGAUAAAUCAGGAAGAGCAAACUGGGUUGUAGCAAGGAGAUACAAUGAAUUUUAUGCUUUAGAGAGCAAACUUUUAGAAUUCCAUGGUGAAUUGAUGCAGGACUGUCAGUUACCAGCUAAAAAAUCUUUUGGUACCAGUAAACAUGAGUUUAUAGAUGGCAAAAGGGACCAGUUUGAACAAUAUUUACAAAAACUAUUAACAAAGCCUUACCUAAAGGGAAGUCAGUUAUUGUAUAACUUUCUCACAUCAGAAGAUGAAUUUACCACAAAGUUCCUUCCUGACAUUAAACUAGGGAAAAUGAUGAAAUCCAUAAUUGUGAAAGAGAAGGGACAACACUUAGAAACAUUCCUACAGACAUUAGAACAGUCAACCAUAGCAGAGAAACCAAGAUCUGGUAAACCAGAGAGGCGAGGAUCAGAUGUGUCUAUAAGAUCAACAUCCAGUGAGGUUCUGUGUAACAGUGUGUACGAAAACAAUGCUGGGUACUCCACAGAUAGCUUAGCCUCAACUUGGAGUCUGGAAGGAAGUGUCAAGUCAGAGACCUCUGGUGGUGGUGAAGAUCAAACUGUAGAAUACCAGGAUUUAGAUGGGAUAUGUGAUGUACUGAUUUAUAUUGCCAGAUAUGUUUAUAAGAUACCAGAUUGGUUCCACCAUUUAUUAUUCACUGCCAGAAUGCUGUUUAAAAAUACUCUAGAGAAUUAUUUAGAAUGGUACAUCGACUAUAAAAUAGGGACUGUUACACAGGAACAUAGGGUUGUGGCUAUUAUACAUUUACUCAGAGAUGUGUUAUUCUUUGAUUCAGAUUCACCUAGAACUGAUGAACAGAAGAAAGAAAGAUACCAUAAAACAUUAGCUGAAGCUUUGAAAUUCUUGCCUAAGCCAUUCAGUAAAGUUGUAGGAGAAUCAAACUUUGAACAUGGAACAAAGUUAAUUGUUGAUAUUUUACAACAACCAAAGUUAAAUAAACAGUUAUCUUAUGUGUUCCUUGAUAUUUUCAUACAAGAACUGUUCCCAGAAUUGAGAGGAUGAAAUUGACCAACGGAUGAAACUGACCAAUCAGUGUUGUGUUGAGAGGACAAAACUGACCAAUCAGUGUUGUGUUCAUGUGAUUACUUUAUGUGCAAUCAAAAGAUUUAUUCAAACUUUAUGUGUCACUGUCACAUUUAGAAUACCACCAUGUAUUGAAACUUAUUAUUGUCGGUAUUUUUUUAAUUUAAUUUACUAUCUUUUAUGAUUACACAUG
Molecule: messenger RNA, 3017 nt
Organism: Mytilus trossulus (common blue mussel)
Lineage: Eukaryota; Metazoa; Mollusca; Bivalvia; Mytilida; Mytilidae
Product: sorting nexin-14-like
Exons: 32
Coding region: 41-2803 (920 amino acids)
Biological process (GO): autophagosome maturation
Cellular component (GO): late endosome
Molecular function (GO): phosphatidylinositol binding
Source: RefSeq, a predicted model, not a curated record